AUGUCUCACCACAAUAUCAUUUUGUGUGUGACGACCACUUCAGUACUGUCCCCAACUCCGAUGCAGGGGGUGCGGCCAAUCCACACCAACUUGAUGCUAAUCAUUGGUUCAAUUUGGUUGAAUCUGGGUACGAAAACGUUCGUGAUACUCUUGACCGUGAUCCUCAAGGGCGACCAAUUGCCCCGCCAGCAUCGCCACCAAGCUCCGCUUCCAGGGGGUAGUAAUGGUGGUCAUGCGCCUCCAGUGCCAGUGCAACCUCCAAUUCCUCUGCUACCUGUCAACCAACCGCCAAUACCUCAUGUGCAACCGGUUCACAACCAGCCUCAGGAAGCUCCGAAUGUUCAAAAUAAUCGAAAUGAAGUCGCAGAUGACCCCUCAGAAGCAAUCGAAGCUGAUGACAAUGAUAACGUUGAUGAUGACUUGUCAGUUCCAGAGGGAGUAGCUGAAGACGAGAAUGUUCAACAAGAAGAAGAAACAAAUGUUCCUAAAGACGUUUCUAUUCCUAAUCAAGCUACAGAAGAUGACAAACAAGAAGAUGAUGAAACUCUUAAUUGA
Cylindrotheca closterium is the source of this 555-nucleotide messenger RNA. The record is from the annotation of a GenBank genome assembly. Lineage: Eukaryota; Bacillariophyta; Bacillariophyceae; Bacillariales; Bacillariaceae.